AUGGCCAUCGAUGCGGCCUUGACUAUCAAGCACGCGUACGACAGCGAUCACGAUCCGGCCGGUGCAUUCGACUUCUGGCUUAGUCCGUGUGGCAACCAUGAUCUUGCCCCAGAAGACAUCAGAAAGGUGUAUGGCAUCGUCGCUGACGUCUCGGGGGCCAUCACAGGCUGGCGGGCACCGAAGAACAUUCCCAAGGGAAGCGGCAGAAAGGACGACAAGGCCAAUCCAACGAACCGACCCAGUGCCUCCGUGAAGCCUACAAAGACUGCCGACAACUGCAAGAGACAAGCUGCAGGGACGCGCGGCGACAGCCUAGAUUCAAGCUAA
Colletotrichum graminicola M1.001 is the source of this 327-nucleotide messenger RNA. RefSeq lists its product as uncharacterized. The transcript is spliced from 2 exons. The record is from RefSeq and is a predicted model, not a curated record. NCBI's taxonomy places the organism in Eukaryota, Fungi, Ascomycota, Sordariomycetes, Glomerellales, Glomerellaceae. The coding region runs from base 1 to 327 and encodes 108 amino acids.